AUGGAUGUAGAGGGUGUAGAGGAGGGAACUCAGCACACAGCCCUGUGGCGUGUCAGUGCUGAGUGUGAGAGUGGAGGAGAGAUGUGGGCCUAUUCUAACAGACUGCGGACGGUUGGUCAGGAAAUCCUUCAUCCAGUGACAGAUGGGUUGAAAGUCCUAAUGUAUAAGGUUUUUGGGAGGAUCAACAUUCAGUUUGUGUGUACAGAAGCUGUAGUGUCUGCACUGCACAAGAGAAUCAAAUCUGCAUUCGAUGUGUUUGAUCAUGAGUCUAAUCAGACUGUGGACGUCCGAGAGAUUGGCACUAUAGUCCGUUCACUCGGCUGUUUCCCCACAGAGGCGGAGCUACAUGACAUCAUUAAUGAGAUAGAGGAAGAAGAGGCAAAUGGAUUCAUCCACUUUGAGAAGUUUCUUCCUGUCAUGACCGAAAUAUUAAUGGAAAACAAGUUUCCUCCCAUUUCUGAAGACUUAAUCCUGCAGGCAUUUGAGGUGUUGGACCAGCAGAAGAAAGGAUAUAUAGAGCCAGAGGAACUCACCAAAUAUCUUACACAAGAAGGAGAGCCAUUCUCUCAGGAGGAAAUGGAUGAAAUGCUCUCAGCUGCAGUUGAUCCUGAAAAACAGCUUGUUUUCUACAAAGAUUUUGUUGCCAUGCUGACCCUCAAUGACUCGCAGUAACUGUGGUAACCAUAAUAACCACAGAGAUGCUGGAUUUCAACAUUUGACCUGAUGACACGGUUAUCAUAGUUAUUCAGAAAGAAAGUCGAGUUUAUAUUUGUAUAGCACU
Molecule: messenger RNA, 781 nt
Organism: Neoarius graeffei (lesser salmon catfish)
Lineage: Eukaryota; Metazoa; Chordata; Actinopteri; Siluriformes; Ariidae
Gene: drc8
Product: EF-hand calcium binding domain 2
Exons: 7
Coding region: 1-672 (223 amino acids)
Molecular function (GO): calcium ion binding
Source: RefSeq, a predicted model, not a curated record